CCCUUCCGCUCCCCUCGCCGGGCACCCUCCUCCGUGCUUUUGGACCCUCACUCAUCCACGCUCGCUUUUCCUGCCUGUCUCCACGCUCCACAAGUGCCGCGCACAGUUCACUCCCCGCGCUCUGAGGCUUCGGAAGGUGGGGUGGGGGGAGAGAAAAAGAACGAGAGAGAGAGAGAGAUUGAGAGAGAGAGGGAAGAGGUGGGACUGGCACCCCCGCCCCCCAGCUCCGCAUGCUCGGCAGAGGCGGCCCUGCAAAGCUGCGCGGCCGCUAGGAGCUUCCCAGCGCGCUGAAAGCCACGGAGCUGUCCACGGUGCUGAAACCCCGCGCGGGCUGCCAGGCGAGCGGGCUCCCCGCGGUUGCCCGAGAGCCCCCUUUAUGUGCAGUUCUUGGCGCAUCGCAGCAGCGUUGAGCGGCUUGAGUUGCGGCGGCGGCGGCGGAGACAGCCUCAGCUCGCCCGGGCUGGCGCUGAGAAGGAUGAAGGGCUUCCUCCGGCUGUUCUUGGGCUACUUGGUGGCAGACCUCCUCACCCUUUUGUGCCGGGCGCAGGAAAAAGCCGGGCAGCACUUGGGCAGCAUCGUGAUGCUCUCCGGGGGGAACCAGAGCCGAGAAGGGGAGCAGCACGUCGACGCCUCGGAGCCGCCCCCGACCCCGGAGGAAUGCAGGGGCUACUACGACGUGAUGGGCCAGUGGGACCCGUCGUUCAAUUGCAGCGUCCGGGAAUACCCUUUCUGUUGCGGCACUUGUGGCUUUCGCUUCUGCUGCAAGUACCGGAAGGGCCGCUUGGAUCAGGAUAUCUGCACCAACUACAUCAAGCCCCCCUGGCUGAACGGGCGCAAGACCCCCAACCGCCCCGUCGACCCUUCCCACGACCCCACCCGAGACAAAACCAACCUCAUCGUCUACAUCAUCUGCGGGGUGGUGGCUGUCAUGGUAUUGGUGGGCAUCUUCACCAAACUGGGGCUGGAGAAAGCGCAUCGACCUCAGAGGGAACACAUGUCCAGGGCUCUUGCUGAUGUUAUGAGACCAGAAGCUCCCUGCACAACAGAUCACAUGGAACGAGAUCUCAACAUUGUGGUCCACGUGCAGCACUAUGAGAACAUGGAAACGAGACCUCCUGCGAACAACUUGCAUGCCACACAGAUGAACAACGUGGUACCAACAUCGCCUCUUCUCCCACAGCUGACACAUCCACACUCCUUUCCAAGCAUGGGACAGAUCACAAAUCCCUACGAACAGCAGCCGCCAGGGAAGGAGCUUAACAAGUAUGCAUCCUUAAAAGCAGUAGCUGACAAGGGCAAUGACGACUUCUACUCCAAACGGCGCCAUCUCUCGGAGCUCGCCGCAAAGGGGAACCUGCCCCUCCACCCGGUGCAUAUGGAGGACGACCGCCCAUACAUCCUCGAGGGCGGCACAAUGAAACACAAUGGGCAGAAGUCGAAAGCCUCCAAGCCACACAUGCACCCUUUAGCGUACAAAACCUGGGACCCUAGCGACCAGGCCCUCCGAAGGCAUGCCUAUGCAACCAAAGGGAGGAACCUCGCAGGCGACCCAGCGGGAAGUGAUCCACUCACAACGCGGAGUCAACAUUAUUUACCCACACAGCCAUACUUCAUUACCAACAGCAAGACAGAAGUGACUGUUUGAGACCAACUUUCUUCUUACUCUUUUUUUUUUUAAAUUAAAAA
This is a messenger RNA of Lacerta agilis (Sand lizard), 1686 nucleotides long. RefSeq names its product shisa family member 9 (gene SHISA9). The record is from RefSeq and is a predicted model, not a curated record. Gene Ontology annotation, biological process: regulation of AMPA receptor activity; regulation of short-term neuronal synaptic plasticity. Gene Ontology annotation, cellular component: dendritic spine membrane; postsynaptic membrane; postsynaptic density. Lineage: Eukaryota; Metazoa; Chordata; Lepidosauria; Squamata; Lacertidae. Bases 377 to 1645 code for a protein of 422 amino acids. The transcript has 4 exons.